CACAGACUACAACAUAUCAUUUAUAGCGAGGGAUUAUCGCAAAUCGUAAUAGGAGUCACGAUGGGCCUAAAGCUUCUUUAUGGAAUAAUGUUGAUUGCCCUUUUCAUAAACGAAGGUAAGAAUGAUUGUUAGUAUUUUAUAUAGUCGCACUUCAGGUAAUUGCACCGAUUCUCUUGAUGAGCAGAGAGUUUCGAAUAUCGUAAGCAGUAUAACAUAUGAUGGUGAAAACACAUGGUGGAAGCAAACUUUCUGUGGUAAGCACGUAGUUUUUGAUCCUGGUAACGACUGAGUUUCACCAGGAAAUCGAAUCACUUAACGUUUAUAGAAGGGGCCUGUAGGACUUUUUUAAUUGUUCUAGUUUGCACGGGCAGAGAUUCAUUUUCAUAGGAUAUAGGCCUCUAAAGUAUCAAUGUGAACAAUUAUAAUUUUUGGCUCUUGGUUUCAAAAAGGUAUUGGUAAAUGAAAUGAGAAAUGAAAAAAAAACCAGGACCUCUAACUUCAACUGUACCCAAGUGAAGGUCCUAUUGGCGCGCACAUCCUGUUUUAAGCGGCUGCUGUGCGGUUUUCCCGUCACCUGAAAAAGUUUAUUAACUUUGUGAAAUAACCCUCAAGAUAUUUCCACUUCAGCGUUCUUGUCGUACAUUUGAAAUUUCAGAAACUGGAAUCGUUUUUUUUGGUGGCAAAAUCAAACAAUUUGUACAAUUUGUUGGCCUCCUUGCACCCAAGAAAACUUUUAAGUUUUUGUUAAAAUAAAUACUUGUUUAAGCUUCUGAGUGUUCCGUGUUUUGCUUUAUUGAAACGAAACUGUGACAACCAUUUUAGGAGAAUAUUGACUUGCCAUAGGAAGUGUCGCAUUUUGUAAUGUUGCAAGAACAACUCAAAGUUCAAAAUACAAAAUCACGAAACAGUAAACAAUUUUUUGUUUUGUCAGAAUAUGAUACUGUGACGGCAACAAAAACUAAUAACACUAAAGUACUGCCUUAAACUGAAUUCCGGUUAAACUUUUUAAAGGGCCUUGUGUAAUCUUGACAGACUGACGAGAAACUCUGGCAUGGUUUUCCCUCGGGCUCUUCUUUUCAUUUAUUAUAUUUUUUUUUCAGCCACCCAAGUGAUAUGAAAUUAGAGAUAGCUAUUUAGUACAACUAAGAAAUGCUCGGAAAAAAAUUCCGAGUUCUUUUCGUUUUUAGUAUUGAGCUUGGAAGGAAAGAUUUUAGACUACAAUUCAUCCAAAAUCUUAAAGUCGAUUAAACAGCCGAGCAGUUGUCUACAAAAUGAAAGUAAAUCAAGAAUAGGGUAUUCUAUAUUGUACAGUUGGAGAUGGGAAGGUUUCGUUUUUGAUUUGUAUGAGGGUGAAAAAUCCACGCUCACCCCAUGCAAACUUGUUAUCACAACUGAAAGGCUUUACAACUUACAAGAGAGUUACAAUGUUGUAUUGCAAAACCUUUGACUCUAAUUAUCGUUAUCUUCAUAGCAUCGUUACCGUUUUCAUUAUCAUUAACGUUUGCGCAAAUAUAACUUUUUUUUUAGCUACGCCUAAAACCUGUUCAUGUUUUUCCAUUCACGAAGAAGGCGUCACAUGGCCUGACGCCAGGAAGUCUUGUCAAUAUCAUGGCGGAGAUCUUGUAUCCAUAGAAACAGAACAUGAAUGGCAAGUCCUAAAAGGUCAGAUCGAAAACAGGACAAACAGGUUUAACAACAGUUGGUACAUCGGUUUGCGAAUGAAGUCAAGGGGGAUCUGGACCUGGGUGAGUGGAAAACCGCUGACUUUAAACCAAUGGCAUGGAUGGAAGCCUCGUGAUGGUGCACCGUACGCGGUUAUGACUAAGACCUUCUCUCCAGGAACUAAGGGACUCUUCAGAAACGUCAAAGGAUCCAUCUUUGCCGGCUUCAUUUGUGAGAAACCUGUCGGUAAGUGAACUUAACAAUCGCAAAUUACGAUUUAACAAAAUAAACACCCAAAGUAAUUUUGUAACAAAAGUAAGAGCGAGUUGAUACAUUUUUUGAACAGGAGUGACGGUCUUUCCGUUUAGCGUGCUUAUAGAUGUUUUCCUUUCUUUCUUCACUCACCAAUUCAGGCGAAUAUUUCAUUUACUUCCUUAGAAUUUAUAUUAAGACACUAAAGUACAAUAAUGAGUUUCCCGACCUUUCUAAAUUGGCAAAAACUGUGACGUGCUUCUGAAGAAGAGUUUCAGUGUUUUACAAAAAUAAUUUGCCGCCAAUGACUAAAAUAACUAGUUCAGCCAAGUUGAAGUGGCCAUUGUUUCCUUCAUAUAUGAAUUUAGAUAAUCUCGCCUCCUUUUGUAUGAAGUAGAAAUGGGAAAGGAAAAGUCAGUCAGUGGAACCACUGAGCAUCACGUACAUCCACCAAUCUAUGAGUACUGACGUACAACGUCUAAGAUCGUUUUACAUGACUGCAUUUAAACAUAAUAGACAUAAUUUCCAAUAUUUCUGAGAUACCUGUCAUGAGAUGAGUGUGUGGGAAGAUUUUGUUGGUUUCCGUUUGCUUGCGAAGUGCUCUAAGUUUGGGUAGUUCCACCGAUACGAAACACCGAGAUGAUCAUGCCUCGCUCCAUAAAGUUGAAAGAAAGCUAAAUAUGGUAAGCCUGAAAUUGUUCCGCGAUCUGCCUUUAAACAAUCCAUUUUUAAAUACUAAUUAAAAACCAAUUAAUCUUCAAAAACCAUAGAUACUACAAUUUUUAAAAGCCAAAUCCGUUUAUCUUUUAGCAUAUUAAUCCUCCUUCUUUAGAAAAUCGAGCACCGUUUAUGACCAAAACAUAGGUUGUAAUCCUUUCAACUCAGCUGAUUGGAACAAACAAAAACUCCACUUUAGCAAAAGUAAGAGAUUAGGAGUCUACAGAAAGGAAGAGUGAAGGAUUGACGUAAUCCACCCUCAUUAUAGAAUCACGUAUGUCUAUUUACCACAUUUUAAAUGUCAAAUUACUUUUUAAAAUCUUAAUUGUCACACCGGAGUUCUGUACAACUAAUUUAACAGGUUAAAAAACCUUGAUCAAUUUAUUAUACUGGUUAUACUGUUACUGUGACUGUACAAGUUUGUUAGUAUCUUGCGUUACUGAUUUGAUUUUUCAAAGUCGUCAGUUUUCCUUUUUUAACACAUCUUAAAAGCUUUCAUCAAUUGUCAAAAUGCACGAAACUCAUAGUUAGUCACGCUAACUCUGCGCAAGGAAACCCUUUGUGCUUUGUUUCGACUAUAGUUUGCGUGUAAACUCGGUGGAAUGUUUUUGAAAGGCAUUAAAAGCGUGCGGCUUCGAGCAUUUCAGUCAAGGUUGUAAAACGUUUAUGAAAUCCCUCAUAGACACGUAAGUUUUAAUACUUAUACGGUUCUGUUAUUUAUAGCAAUUCGUUGUUAAGGACGUUAGUAACAAUUUAUCUAGUUGUAAACUAUUGUAUUUUAAUUUGCCAUUUAUCAUUAGUGAUUUCUCACGAGUUCACUGGGGACCUUUCAGCUGUAUUUAGAAGGCUGAAUAGUUUUUACAAACGUUGUGUUACUGUGUAAACCAUUUCUUAUCAUGUUUAAUGUUUAGAAAACUAAAAAUUAUUUCAUGUUAGCAAAACGUAAAUGUCCAAAUAACUCUUUAGUUGCUAAAUUGAAUUUAGUAUCAAAUACCGAAAUUUAAGAGAUAACUCCCAUCCAAGUCUAACUACUUGCCGCGGUUGUUAACGUGUAAGUUUUGUUUACAUUCUGCUCCUCGGUUUAUCAUAACAUUGACUUCUUCUGUAAUACACUCUCUACAGGCAAAAAUAGCGCGAGUUAUAUUUAUUUGUUUAUUUAUUUAUUUAUUUAUUCAAAAUUCACCUUUCCUUUGAAUGCUGAAAACAUCACUGACACUGGCACUAAAUAGUGUGAAAGGGAGAUUGAAAAGAGGAUAGGUAUCCUUUCACUCGUCCAUCCCAAGCCACUUGAACGUGUACCGUAAACGUGACCGAACUACAAGUCCCUUAGAAUGCCUUAAUUUUCACCUUCAGCAAACGCACUGCAGAUUUUAAGCUUUAUCCUUGGCCCCUUUGAAGUGACUCAUGACCAAAAUAACAAACAAUCGUAACUUUACUCUGUGUAGUGACAAAAACUUGCUCUACCGGAAAUUGUUUUAUACGGCAAUCGGUUGAAAGGACAAAACCGCCGAAUAAUGAGCCGGACAUCGAAUUUACGUCAUUAAUGACUGUCAUCCUUAGGCCCGUAUCAAACGUCGUGCUACUGCCGUGCCGAACUAAAUUGAUCGUAUUGUCGUAUUAAAGUCGACUUUAGCAGGACAGUAGCGCUACACGGCCACAGUAGCUUGACUUGGUUUCAAACGUCGCGCUACUACCAUGCCGAACUCAAUUCAUAAAUUAUAAAAACAUUUCAAUACAUUUAAAAGUUUGCUAAACUGUUUCUUUAUUUUUGUGGUCUGUUUUCGGCAACAGUCGUUCUGUUCGACUGAAUUUAAUUCGACGUCUGUACCGUUUAAUUUUCGUUUCUCCAAAUUCGCCGUUAAGGAGCCUAUACUAUAUUUUCAGUUUAAAACAAGACAGAUCAAACCGUAAAAGAUUUUUCUCUUAUUAUUUUAAAGUGUUUUGGUCGUUUUCACGCGACAUGAAACAGUUCCUUGGCAGGCAUGCACCUUCGCAUAUAAAACUGGGCCAACGUACAGGCUGCGUGCCAGCCUGUUACACAUAUUGAGACAGAAUGUCAUAGCAGACACUUGUCUUGCCUGAAUAGGCAAAGAUGACGCUCCGGAAGGGCAAUGAAAACCAAGCUAAUUUUGGUUUGGAGAUUUAGUGAACUCCUUCCUUAAGUCACGCAGAGAAUGACAAGUUGGUUUAAGGUCGUGAAAGAAAAUAUCCAGGAAAAGGUGUUUACUGGCGGUGCCAUGGGAGGAUUCCCAACAACGAUCAAGUUUUUUUCUUAAGGAAAAACAUUGUCAAGUUUUACAGUUUACUAGUUCACUCCUUGUCUUGAAAACUUCCUUGUAUAGAUCCAUGCACGCUAAAAUUAUAUUACUGUGAGCCAUCAACCGGAGCUGCGAUAAUACUGUAAUUCGCGUUUAACCUUCUCCCACAGAGUGUUCAAGCAAGCGUGUCAUCUGUGAAGAACAAGGAAAUAUCGUUCAAAGCAGGGAAACUUCUAAGCGGAGAAACUCAGAAUCUGUAGUUAUGGUUGAGAAAGGUAAGCUGGACAAACUGAGAAAAUAUUAACUUAUAAAUAUUACAAAUGCGAAAAUAUUAGUUGCCGUUAGUGAACCUUACUGAUACAGAACGUUGUAAUUACUUUAGGGGCUUGAAAGACUUCUCUUUCUGUAAAGAAAAUAAUAAUAAAAUAAAAAUAAUAAAUAAUGAAUUUACAAUUUUUUAAAUUAUUCAAUAUUUCUUUGCCUCCAAAAAUAAUUCGUGUUUUAAUAUAUAACGCUCUGUAUAUAAUUACAGUUGCGGUUUGAUUUUGAUUAUCUCAUAUCCAUCACUAUUAAAGUGCUGGUGAUAAAAGUAAUUGAUUUUCUAUAUAUAGAAUCUGCGGGCAGAAAUUAUUGACAAUCUAACUGACAAAUUUUCUAACUGAGAGCGUAAUUGGAAUUUUAGUUCUUUUUCUCACACCAACUGGUCCAUAGCAGGAUAUUUUUUCAUUCAAACUAUGUUCAAAAUAGGUAACAACUCGCUGCUUUGUAAAGCUAAUCUGCUUUAAGUUUUCGUCCAUUAGGAGACUUAUCGAUCAGUGUUGUCUAUAGUACGAGUUAUAUUUAUUUUAAAGAACACGAGGAUAUAGCGAAGGAAAAUGUAAUCUUUUAUAUUGAUGUUUUCCUCGUUUCGAUCAACAGUUUUUUAAAAACGAAAACUUAAGACGGAAUCCAUUAGGAAAUAGAGUAAUUUUCAUAAAAACCUUACACCAGAAUAUUUUAAGCCAUAUCUUAUGAUCGCAUUCUUUUUUACACUUUUCGAGGGCUAUAAAUGUAAUAGCCUGGAUGUAUGAAAGAACUCCAAAGGAAACUAAGUUUCUUAUGGGACCCGAGAAAACAAACUUCAGUGAUCACGAGCUUCAACUCACAAAUGAAAUCUUAAGCAUGAAGUUACCGAAGACCUUCGCUAACGGCCACUUCUCUAGCCUGAGAAAACAGCUGACAUCUGGCGACGCGAUCACUGGUUUCCCGGGCUGCCAAAUAACGUCUGAGAAACGAGCUCAGAAAUUCCAUACUGAUGACACGUCACUACCCAGAUCUGGGUAGUGCUUCUGAUUGGUUGCAUCAAAUUUCCUAUACAGCAUGACCAAUCAGAAGAGUCCCAACGGCUCUUGCCAAUCAGAAGCACUACCCAGAUCUGGGUAUUGACGCGUCAUCAGUAUGAAAUUUCUGCGCUCAUUUCUCAGACGUCAUUUGGCGGGAAAACCAGUGGUAGGGUCGCCAAAUGUCGGCUGUUUUCUCAGUCUACCGCCUCUCUACAAAGCUCUACAACGGCUACUUUUUUUCGUCCUGGCGGACAAAAAACUCUCUACAUGGUCACUUUCUUCUGUCCCCAAGGUGGCCGUCACAUUAAUGGCACUUGAAAAGUGUAAAAAAGAAUGCGAUAUGGCUUAACUUCUGAUGGAUUCCUUCUUCAAAAUGUUUGCCACCAGAUCACUUUAUUAAAUGAAAGAUUGAUAUGACAUAGGGGAUAAGCUUGGGGGAUAAACACAACCCAAAUAACCACAUUUCGACGUCCACUACACUUAUUAGUACCGUCUUCACACCUUGUCCAGAAAUAAACAUUGUGAUUGUAAUUUUCCCUAUUUUGAACAUAGUAGAGUUUUUACGUUUUUCAAAACUCUGCUCUGAAAUUAAUAUAAUAUAUAUACUGUCGUCGGACUCGACCAGGGCUGUUUUAGAACAUUGUUUUUUUUUUGGUUGUUGUUUGGAAUACAGCGGUAUAUGCAAACAAAACUUUACGUCUGAAAGGUAAGGUCCAGUGUACAACCUCCCUUUCCCUCAAACAAAAUCGGGGAUUGAGGGGAGGGGAGGCUGUACACUGAGGCUAUUGCAAAGGGGCAUUGAAGAAAUUCACUAGUCCACCUCAAUGUCUGAACUAGCCGAGCCACUACUAGUAGUGUGAAGGCAAUGGGCCAGUUAUUUAAACGGAGUUUAGCCACUGUUCAACAAAAUUGCGUUCUAAGCCGUUUACAGUUUGCUGAACGCUUUUACUGAAACACCAUUUAUCGUGAACAGUUUCAUCAGUAACCCGGUAAGGAAGGGAUCUGGAGGUCCUAAGUUAGACCUCGUUCAAAUAACCGGCCUAUUGGAUUUGAUUUUAUGGAUUUAUUUAUUCAUUCAUUAAUUGCAUGGUUAUUUUACUUAUUUAUUUAUUUUUGUUGUGAGCAAUUUACGGAAAAUUGACGAAGGUUGAGCUGGUGAAUUAUACUGUUUCUGAAUCGAAGGCACAGCAAGGGGCGUUUAACGAUACUGAUACAGGCAGUUAUUCAUAAUUGACGGGGUACCAAAUCCAGCGUCGAGGUAUUUCAGGAUGUUUUGAUUAAGGGAAAUAUCACUCUUCAAUAAUUUCAUAAAAUAUCGUUAAUGAAUUUCUCUAAUUUGAAGUAUUUAUAAUAAUUAUAAUGCAUUCAAUUCCAGGUCAACCUCCUAACGGAUACAUACAUUGGACGGUAGCUGUAAUUCCCCUGAGCAGCGUAAUCGCCGCCCUAUUGUGCGUCAUUGCUUUCCUUCUUUGGCGCCUGAAAUACAAAACGAGGAAACAAAUUGAGACCCAAAUAACUGUAAGUCCAAUGCAUUACGAUGUGCAAACCAGAUCCAUCCUGAAAGAAGUUAGGUCAAACGUGAAGAACGGCCAAGUUUCCAAUACUGCUACGCGGGUGCACUUUCAGGAACCUAACAAAGACACAGCCACAGGGAAGUCUGUAGACAUGGCAGAUGGUACAUCUUUGCUCCCAAACCUAGGAGAUCGUUCAAUUCCGAGGCGACUAGCAGUGAAAAGAAAAAGUAACUACAACGAGCUCGAGGAAAAAUAUCAGCUGGAUAAGGGCGAUGGAGAGGUGACAAAUAAAGUCGACUAUGCGAUUAUGAGACGCUUAGCAAUCAGAAGAAAGAAUAGUGACGAGCUUGAUAGCAAAUAUCCCUUGAAUAAGAGCGAGCAUGAGGCUGAGAAGGAAGAGAAAGAGAAUGUAAACUCGUAUGAGAACAAAGGUUAUCGACAUGAUGCGGGUGAUACGUUACCGAAAUCUCCUCAGGGAUCAGACUACAAAGAACUUCAUGAAGUUGUUUGA
Messenger RNA from Porites lobata, 8236 nucleotides. The record is from the annotation of a GenBank genome assembly. NCBI's taxonomy places the organism in Eukaryota, Metazoa, Cnidaria, Anthozoa, Scleractinia, Poritidae.